Molecule: messenger RNA, 1270 nt
Organism: Petromyzon marinus (sea lamprey)
Lineage: Eukaryota; Metazoa; Chordata; Hyperoartia; Petromyzontiformes; Petromyzontidae
Source: RefSeq, a predicted model, not a curated record
GCGCGCAGCGACAAAAUAGUUCCACCACCACCCCAGCCCUCCUCAGACGUCGCUAUCGCUUAAGAACAUUAAAAUUCUAAAAAAGAGAGUAAAACGUAGGGACAUCCCGCGUUAACGUUCUUCACACGUUCUUCACACAAUAUUCGAUUAGUAGUUAACGAUAAAUAACAAACAUUUUUUUUUAAUAACGUCGCAACGCUCCGGGGCCUACCCGCUCUUUCCCCGCGAAGCCUAGUGCCUUGCCUAGCGAGCCCCCAGCCGCCGAGCGUUCGAGGCCUACCCGCUCGUCCCGCGAAGCCUAGCCCCUUGCCUAGCGGUCCCCCGCCGCCGAGGUCGGCGACGAUGGCCUCCGCCGGGGUUAUAGACUUCAGGGACCCCCAGGCGGGAGUGGAUGGCGGCGGCGUUGGCGGCGUUGGCGGCGGCGUCGGCGGCGAGGAGCCCAAGAAGUUGACGCGAGAGGACUGGAGGAAGAAGAAGGAGCUCGAGGAGCAGCGGAAACUCGGGAACGCUCCGGCCGAGGUGGACGAGGAGGGAAGAGACAUCAACCCGCACAUCCCCCAGUACAUCUCGUCCGUGCCUUGGUACGUGGACCCCAGCAAGAGGCCGACCCUCAAGCACCAGAGGCCCCAGCCGGAGAGGCAGUACGAGUUCACGGACUGUAGUCAAUGGUUCCACAGAGGCGUCAAUACCCAAUCGGUCGCCACCAAGUUUCGCAAGGGAGCCUGCGGCAACUGCGGCGCCACCACUCACAAAAAGAAAGACUGCAUGGAGCGUCCUCGCCGUGUGGGUGCCCAGCACACCGGUGCCGACAUCGCCCCCGACGAGUUUGCCCAGCCGACUCUCGCCUUCGACUUUGACGGCAAACGCGACCGCUGGAACGGCUACGACCCCUCGGAGCACUCGCGCAUCGUGCACGAGUACGCCAAGAUCGACUCGGCUAAGCGGCAGCUGAAGGCUCAGAAGUUACAGGAGGAGCUGGCAUCUGGCAACCUGGAGUCUGUUGUGCACGAGAAGGACAACAGCGGGGACGAGGAUGAGGAUAAGUACGCCGAUGACGUUGACAUGCCGGGCACCAACUUCGACUCGAAGCGGCGCAUUACCGUGCGCAACCUGCGCAUCCGUGAAGACACCGCCAAGUACCUGAGGAACCUUGACCCCAACUCCGCUUACUAUGACCCCAAGACUCGGUCCAUGAGGGAAAACCCUUACUCCAACAUGGGCAAGACAGAGGAAGAGUGAGUCACCCGCUCACCUAGUCACUCACCUAGUC